Messenger RNA from Penicillium waksmanii, 1641 nucleotides. RefSeq names its product putative extracellular lipase. The record is from RefSeq and is a predicted model, not a curated record. The transcript has 2 exons. Lineage: Eukaryota; Fungi; Ascomycota; Eurotiomycetes; Eurotiales; Aspergillaceae. Bases 1 to 1641 code for a protein of 546 amino acids.
AUGACGAGCGGCUCAUCUGAUCAUCCUACAGUCACCCUUGCCCAAGGCAAGGUGAUUGGAACCAUUCGUGAGGAAGCAGCUCCUCAAUCUGUCGAGGCGUUCCUGGGCGUGCCCUAUGCCCUCCCUCCUGUCGGCGAAAGGCGAUUCAAGCCUGCCGAGAGAGUUCCCGCCUCUUCGCAAAGCAUUGACGCCACCAGAUUUGGACCAGCAGCCCCUGGCAAAGCAUUACUGGCUGGUGGUCCGAAGCUAGAGCAGAGUGAAGACUGUCUGACUGCUAACAUUUUCCGACCGACUGGGACUGGCGAAAAAGACAGACUGCCUGUUGCUAUCUAUAUCCAUGGAGGCGCCUUCAACCGAGGUGCCGCUGUCAUGCACGACACUGGAUCGAUGGUGGCAUGGUCUGAAGAGCCAUUUAUCGGUGUUAGCUUCGGUUAUCGUAUCGGGGCAUUGGGCUUUUUACCAUCGGCCUUGUCCAAGAAAGAGGGCGUUCUGAAUCUUGGUCUUCGUGACCAGGUUCACCUAUUCGAAUGGGUGCAGGAAAAUAUCAAGAAAUUUGGUGGCGAUCCUGAAAACGUUACUCUUUUCGGCCUGUCCGCAGGAGCGCAUUCGAUUGGACACCAUUUGCUGAAGUAUGAUGCCCAAGCCUCACCAUUAUUCCAUCGUGUGAUUCUAGAGUCUGGAUCGCCAACAUCCCGGGCAGUGCGUCCCUAUGAUGCGAAAGUUCAUGAGCAACAGUUUCAAGAUUACCUCCAAGAAGUUGGUUGUCCAUCAGACAUCUCUGAAUCUGAGAUCUUCCCGUUUCUACGCUCAUUGCCUAGCUCAACGGUUACGAACGCGCAAACAAAGGUUUUCGAUAAAUACAAUCCAUCGCUUAGAUGGGCAUUCCAACCUGUGAUUGAUGAAGACAUCAUUCCACGCAAGCCGCUAGACGCAUGGAGCUCUCUUCUCUGGAAUAAGGUUCCCAUAAUGACAGGCUUCAACAGCAACGAAGGAACAAUGUAUGUGGACAAAAAAAUGUCUAAUCCGGGACAAUUCCGAAAAUUCUGGCAGGAUCUACUCCCUGAGUUAUCCAAGGAUGAUCUUGAUACAAUCGACCGCCUAUAUCCUGACCCUAGUGUGAGCUCCAGCUCGCCGUAUGUGGAAAGAAGAGAGGGUCAUGGCCUUGGUCCACAAUAUAAGCGAAUUGAAGCUGCAUAUGGUCACUAUGCCUAUGUGGCGCCAGUGCGACAAACAGCACAUUUUGCUGCUUCCCAGGGUGUCCCGGCCUACCUAUACAACUGGGCACUUCCAAGAACGGUGGUUGGCCGUGCGAAUCAUGGUGACAACAUGUAUUACGAGACAUACAAUAACUCUAUUACCGGGAUAUCUGAGUCUCAAAAAGAACUGUCUGGAACUUAUCAUGCCUAUGUCACCAGCUUCAUCACGAAAGGGGAUCCGAAUGCCAUCUCGGGCCGCCAUGGAGAACGCCCUAAAUGGGAGCCGUAUGUGCCAGACAAUAGGCGGAUUCUGAUUUUUGGGGAAGGAAAUGAGGAGCUGAUUGGAGGGUCUACUGCCCCUGCAGCCAAAUUCGUGAAAGAUGAAUGGGCAAGCGAGGAGACAGAAUUCUGGUGGUCGAAAGUACCGAUAUCGCAGCUUGCAUGA